AUGACCCGGCGCGGGGAGCGGCCCCCCGUUCAGGCGAGGGGUGGAGCCGGGGCCCAGCGCUGGGGAAAGGGCCUGGGCCGAGAUCCCGGGCGCGCGGCCGGGGCAGGGCUGGGCAGGCUCGGGGUGGGGCAGGCGCAGGAAGUGGGCACCAGGGCCCCCCGGGGCAAGAGCCCGCGCUGGACUCGGGGGUGGAGGCGAGUGGAGGGGGCGCGGCGUGAACCCAGCGCGCCCCUAACUCUGUGUCCCCUGUCUCCCUUUCCCGCCCGCCGGGCGUCCUCAGGCACCAUGCUGACCCGCCUGUUCAGCGAGCCCGGUCUCCUCUCGGACGUGCCCAAGUUCGCCAGCUGGGGCGACGGCGACGACGACGAGCCGAGGAGCGACAAGGGCGACGCACCGCCGCCACCUCCGCCUCAGCCGGGGCCCGGGGCUCCGGGGCCCGCCCGGGCCGCCAAGCCCGUCCCUCUCCGUUCCGACGAGGUGCCGGAGGCCGCGCUGGCCGAGGUCAAGGAGGAAGGCGAGCUGGGGGGCGAGGAGGAGGAGGAAGAGGAGGAAGAGGAAGGGCUGGACGAGGCCGAGGGCGAGCGGCCCAAGAAGCGCGGCCCCAAGAAGCGCAAGAUGACCAAGGCGCGCCUGGAGCGCUCCAAGCUGCGGCGGCAGAAGGCGAACGCGCGGGAGCGCAACCGCAUGCACGACCUGAACGCGGCGCUGGACAACCUGCGGAAGGUGGUGCCCUGCUACUCCAAGACCCAGAAGUUGUCCAAGAUCGAGACGCUGCGCCUCGCUAAGAACUACAUCUGGGCGCUCUCGGAGAUCCUGCGCUCGGGCAAGCGGCCCGACCUGGUGUCCUACGUGCAGACGCUGUGCAAGGGCCUGUCGCAGCCCACCACCAACCUGGUGGCCGGCUGCCUGCAGCUCAACUCGCGCAACUUCCUCACCGAGCAGGGCGCCGACGGCACGGGCCGCUUCCACGGCUCGGGCGGUCCGUUCGCCAUGCACCCCUACCCGUACCCGUGCUCGCGCCUGGCGGGCGCACAGUGCCAGGCGGCGGGCGGCCUGGGCAGCGGCGCGGCGCACGCCCUGCGGACCCACGGCUACUGCGCCGCCUAUGAGACGCUGUACGCGGCGGCGGGCGGCGGCGGCGCGAGCCCGGACUACAACAGCUCCGAGUACGAGGGCCCGCUCAGCCCCCCACUCUGCCUCAAUGGCAACUUCUCGCUCAAGCAGGACUCGUCGCCCGACCACGAGAAGAGCUACCAUUACUCUAUGCACUACUCGGCGCUGCCCGGCUCGCGGCCCACGGGCCACGGGCUGGUCUUUGGUUCGUCGGCUGUGCGCGGGGGCGUCCACUCGGAGAAUCUCUUAUCAUACGAUAUGCACCUUCACCACGACCGGGGCCCCAUGUACGAGGAGCUCAAUGCGUUUUUCCAUAACUGA
Budorcas taxicolor (takin) is the source of this 1434-nucleotide messenger RNA. It is a transcript of the gene NEUROD2, whose product is annotated as neuronal differentiation 2. Lineage: Eukaryota; Metazoa; Chordata; Mammalia; Artiodactyla; Bovidae. The transcript has a single exon. Bases 1 to 1434 code for a protein of 477 amino acids. The record is from RefSeq and is a predicted model, not a curated record. Gene Ontology annotation, molecular function: protein dimerization activity.